This is a messenger RNA of Megalobrama amblycephala (Wuchang bream), 1815 nucleotides long. RefSeq names its product cytosolic phospholipase A2 gamma-like. NCBI's taxonomy places the organism in Eukaryota, Metazoa, Chordata, Actinopteri, Cypriniformes, Xenocyprididae. Bases 85 to 1641 code for a protein of 518 amino acids. Gene Ontology annotation, molecular function: calcium ion binding; calcium-dependent phospholipid binding. Gene Ontology annotation, cellular component: nuclear envelope; cytosol; nucleoplasm. The transcript has 15 exons. Gene Ontology annotation, biological process: glycerophospholipid catabolic process. The record is from RefSeq and is a predicted model, not a curated record.
CCAUAUAAAGAGCAUCUUCUGUCUGGAUGUCAAGAUAACAGCUGCUGUGGUGUUGCUGGUGAAGACUCAGGAUUUACAGGAAUAAUGAGUGCAUCCAAACCCCAGGAAAGCGGUGAGGUGCGAAUCGAACCCUCUCUGAAUAAGAAUGAAGCAGAGUUUAUAGACGGAAGGAGAACAUCUGUUCUACAAAGCCUGAAGAAGCUUCAGAUAAAGUGCCGUCAGAAUGAGGUGCCAAACAUUGCCUUACUGGGUUCUGGAGGAGGACAAAGAGCCAUGGUGGGUUUGCUGGGAUCCCUGGUUCAGCUCCAGAAAACAGGUCUUCUGGACUCCAUCCUUUAUUUGAGCGGAGUCUCUGGAUCCACCUGGUGUAUGGCCUCCUUAUAUCAGGAACCAGACUGGUCCACCAAACUAGAGACUGUGAAAGACAAGAUCAUCAAGAGACUCAGCGGUCCUGGAGUCAGUUGGAAAGAAGCACUUGCCAAACUGAAGAAAUAUUAUGGAAAAGACCACUUCAGUCUGACUGACAUCUGGGCAGUGAUGGUCGUCACGACAAUUGUGAAAGAGAUCGACGAACACACACUCACAGAGCAGUGGAGCCAGCAGAGUAAAGACGGUAAAGUCCCGUUUCCCAUCUACACCGUGAUCGACAAGAAGUGCAAACAACGCAAUAUCGGAGACCCCUGGUUUGAGAUCACUCCUCAUGAAGCAGGUUAUUCUCUCACUGGAGCGUUUGUGGACGCCUCCAACUUUGGCAGCAAGUUUCACAAAGGCUCCAAGAAAAAUCAGCAGGAUGAAUUUGACAUGCUGUACCUGCAAGCUCUAUGCGGAAGCGCUUUAGCUGAUGAAGUGGAGAUUGAGAAACUUCUCUGGCGAAAGAUAAAAGAAGCGCUACUGCACCCUAUAUCAGAGCGCAGACAACAAGAUCCAAACGCUCCAGCUACAGAAGGGUGUUACCAGGUGCUCAUGAACCUUGUGGACAUGAAUCUUUCUGUUUUGACUGGCAAAGAUCCUUCUGCUCUUGAUGAAUCCAUCAGGACAACACUGAACGACCUCUCUGGAGGCAAACGUCGUGUGGAAAGACUGAGAAUUGCUGAUAAAAAAGCAGAAAAAACGAAUAUGAAGAGUUACACCAUGGAUGUAAACAACAGUUUGAGUGCGUUGUAUCUUCAGUGGCCGGUGGGCUUGAAUGCUUGGAUGAGCAUUAUUAAUUGCAUGAAUCUGUGGGUCUGGGGCAGGAAUUAUAACUUCCUCCACAACAUGACAGGUGAAGCAGUGCCCUCCACUCUUCAGGAAACUGAGACGAGAGACUAUGAAGAUACCGGGCUGUUGCUCAACUCACCCUACUUAUCAGUGCUGAGAAAAGAGAGAGACAUCAACCUCAUCAUUUCACUGGAUUUCAGUGAGGGUGAUCCCUUCAUGACGGUGAAGGAAGCUGCCAAGACGUGCAAGAAACUAAACAUCCCUUUCCCUGAGGUCAACAUUCCCAGUGAGGACUUACAGAAACCGAAGGACUUCUAUGUGUUCAAAGGCAAAAACACUCCCACCGUGAUCCACAUCCCUCUCUUUAAUGUGGUCAACUGUGGAGGCAAGUUAAAAUCUUACAAUGUCAUGAAUAAAACUGAAAUAUUAACUGUGUUCUGAUUUAAGUGUGUUAAUGUUUCUUCAGAUAAAAUUGAGGCCUGGAGGAAAAAAUAUAAGACCUUUCAAGGUCCUUACAGUGCUGAGAUGAUCACUGAUCUCAUGGAGGUCGCUGGAAAAAACAUCACAAACAACAGACGAAAACUGCUGGAGCAGAUCCGUGCGGCCGUUGGGCAA